GCAGGGUUUGCCCUUUGUGGCCUUUCCAUCUUUCAAAUGUUUCCCUUCCCUCUAUUAUGUUGUGAGGUUUACUCCUUCCUCUGCUCUUAGCAGUUCAGCUCUGGCUCCGUGUCCCCUUGUUUGUCCUCUGGGGAUGGUAACAGUGUGAAACACCCUUGAUCCAUGAAGUCCAGGUCUUCUGUGAGCAUCCCUGCCAACCUCUGACUUGUGGUUUAUGAAGAGAGAGGAAUAAAAGAAAUAAUCUAGGAGAGACUGAAGGUCUUCCUACAGGGAAACCAGGGUGAUCCACCUGUGGGGUGGAGAGCCAAGGAUUGGAGCUGAAGCCCAGAAGAGCUGCAAUUGCUGUCCUGUGGAGAACCCACUGACUGUGGUCAGCUGGUGCUUAACCAGUAACCCAUGAUAGCACCAGGUGAAUCUCAGCACUGACAGAUCAGUAGGUGGCAACAAGGAACGGGUGUGGAAGCCAGAAACUUCACCACAAUGAGAUGCCUCACCCAUCCACUGCUCAGGAAGUUGUUGAGCCUCCCACCUCAGUGUGUGCCAGGGCGAGGGACUCCAAUGAAAGGUGCUGUGCUCUGUCCAAAGCAGUUGUUUCUGAAGCAGUGCUGCAGUGCAGGACCUGGGCUCGUGACUGCCACUGAUAUGGUCAACUACUGGCAGAAGGUGUUCGAGAAAAAUGGGAUCCCUGAAGCACAAGAAUCCAGUCAAUAUAUUGUGUCAUUUGUCCUGGGAGCAAAAACAUUUCAGAGUCUGGAUUCCAAAAGCCUCCACACUCCACUUACAGCACUGCAGCAGGAGCAAAUCCAGCAGCUGAGCCACAAGCGGCUACAAAGGAUGCCUGUGCAGUACGUGCUUGGAGAGUGGGACUUCCAGGAGCUGACUCUGAAGAUGAGACCCCCAGUGUUUAUUCCACGGCCUGAAACAGAGGACCUUGUCUCUUUAGUUGUGGAGGAAGAAUUUCAGAAAUGUGAGAAUUCAACCCUCUGUUUCCCAGCUCCUGUUCCUCAUCCUGUUAUCCUGGAAAUUGGCUGUGGCUCUGGAGCAAUUGCUCUGAGUCUGCUCUGUAAACUGCCACAGAGCAGAGUCAUAGCCAUGGACAAAGAGGAGGCUGCUGUGAAUCUCACCAGGGAGAAUGCAUACAGGUUGCAACUCCAAGAAAGGAUUCACAUCAUCCACCAAGAUGUUUCACACAGUAACUCUUUUCACUCUUAUAAUCCCCUUUGUCUUUUUCCCUUUUUGUCUUUGAUGGGUGGAGGGAGGCAUGAGAGACAGUUUCCUGGGGAGGAUCUUGACACUGAGCUUAUAGGGAAGAUGCUGUUGUUGAGAGCUGUUUGUGAUUCUUUUUCUUUUCUAGGUUCUGCCAAACAGCUGUUGCUCUGGGGCCCCAUAGAUGUCAUAGUCAGUAACCCCCCAUAUGUUUUCCAUGAAGACAUGGCUUCCCUGGAUGAAGAAAUCCUCUGCUAUGAGGACCUUGAUGCCCUGGAUGGGGGAGACGAUGGCAUGAGAGUCAUCAAAACAAUUCUGGCUUUGGCUCCUUCUCUUCUGAAGGUUUCUGGGAGCGUGUUCCUGGAAGUUGAUCCCAGGCAUCCAAAUAUGGUGGAGCACUGGCUACAGGCCCACCCAGAAUUACUGCUCACCCUCCGUGCCAUUCACAAGGACUUUUGUGGCAAGCCUAGGUUUCUGCACAUCCAGAAACAAAGCAGCUGACAACUGUCAGACAUAACUCUCCUUGCAGGAUGCUUUUUGCUCUUGAGCCCAGCUGAACAGCUGGUUGAAAACUCCUUCUGCCUUGUGAAAGCAAUCUCCAUUCCCCGGAGUGUUGGACUUUUCAUGCAGUGACAGACCCCUCAUACCCUAACGCAGACCUCAUCCAGAAUUGCAGAAGUUCAGCUGAGCAUGUGGAAGUGUUUCACCUUCCUCAGGGAACUGCAUGAAACAUUUUAUUUUGCUCUGCUAAAGUGACUCAAUCAUCUCAGGACCUAAGAAGAGUUCACAGCUCCAGAUUAAAAAUUCAACUUCUCAACAUGCCACAUCACCCAUUUGGCCUAGAAAGAAUUUAAUUAUAUUUUUAAAUUGGUCUGAGAUACAUUUAUAUAAAAUGUGACCAUAUGGGGUGAUAAGCUCAAAUCCUGGCUUAUACUGUGGCACAUGGAUUUGCAGGUAUAACAGGACGUAACUGUUGUGCACAUUUCAAAUGCAGUUCUGUUCCAGGAUCCUGAUGCUCCAAUAGCAAAGCAGCCUUUGUUUCCCACUCCUGCUGAGUGAUUGUCUCUGAAGGAUCAGUGCACAUGUUACAGCACCUGAAUUUACAGCCUUUGCCAUUUGGUGGAUGCUGCCAGAAAUGGUCACCACAUUGUAAUAAAGACAGUGCUUCAGACUAGGGUUCUUAAAACAAUUUCACUGCAACUAUUCAGAGAUGCUGGCAGACCUGAAUAAACAUCUGGCACCCACACAUUGCUCUGAUAGUAAUAGGCGUGCCUAAAUUCCACAUGAGACAUUUAAUUGCAACAUUUUAAAGAGAAGGCCAGAGUCGCUACGCUGCUUUUGCAGAUGGAGAAGUUGAAAAACAGGAGGUGAAAUGACCUGCACAAAGUUUGACAAGCUGAGUUUGCAGUAGGACCCAGUCUCUGGACAGGCGUGGGAGUAGCUGAGGUCUGUCUCUUUGGGAAGGAUGACUCGGACUAGGCCUGCCUGAAACAGCUCUGAGAGAAGUCCCUAAAGUGGACAGUCAACAUCAUGUCAGUGUAAAUAACGGCAGGAUUAAAUUCAAGCUGCUGCUUGCUGGUGCUGCUGUUCCAGUGGUGGAGGUCCCCUUCUGGACCUUAGCUAGCCAGGGAAGGAAAGAAAGCAAGCCCAGGAAAGGGUCUGCUCUGCCAGUCCAGAUGGAAGCAGUUGCUGGGCCAGUGGAGGUGAGCUCUCAGGAGGGGUGGGAACAUCCAGACAGGGCCCUGCUGUGUGUGUGCCAGGGAGGAGCUCCCAGGCUUUGUCCAGGCUGACCCAGGGCUGCACAGCCAGGAGCAUCAGGAAGGAGAUGCAGCAGCAAACUGAGUCUGUUGGAAGGCUGCAGCAGGUUCACAGGGUGUUACAUGAGCCCUGGUACAUCUGUUCCCUUUCCCCUCUGCCUUUCCCGCACUCUCACUCCUCAGAUGAGUUUUGCCUAUCCCCUUCACUCCUGAACAUUGGCUUUGCUUUCCCACAGACACCUGAGCUCUCUCUGAUGAACCAGCACUUGGGUUCUAGCUGGAACCUUUCCCUACUCACAGCUCUGUUCACAGACUUGCCUUUCACCCAUUGUAAUCUCACAUUACAUUUAUCCACUCCAGUAGUUUAUCAUGUCCUGUACACUCUACUUGAAUUUUUGUGUCUUCUCUGGCCGGCAGUACCUGCCCUGGUUAAACACAGUAGAAGAAAUCUAGGGAAAGAGAGAACAAAAAUAGGUCAGUUAAAGUGCACUUGAGCAUAGGUUUGGAAAUACCAUUUCAGUGCAGCUGAUUUCUGGCCUCCUAGAGCCAUGAGUACAAAGUACAGUCAAAGUGUAUUUUGUGUGGUUGUGGCUUUUUUUCCAAUAGUAAUUUAGGGGUAUUAAGUUCAGUUUGUCAGACUCUGUUUAAAAAUUAAAUUUAAAGAAAUGAGUUCUCAGAUUUCUUCUGGGUGUUAGCAGUAUUUGUAUAUGAAACAGAGCAUUAUACACAGCCUGCCUCUCCCAGAGGCCUUAAAAGCUGGGUAGUCCAUGGGCUGAUGGGGAUGUUAAACAGCAUCAUGCCACCCUUCUUUAGAGGGUGGGCUGGUUCCUUGCAGUAGACAGGUGCUAGGUGGCUCUCUAAGAGUACCAGUGGCUAGGCUGCAGAAGGCACUGUGCUUUUUCUUGGAAGCAUCAGUCAAUCCCUUGUUCAAGCCCUGAGCAGGACAAAUCCCCUGCGAGACAGUCCAUUGGUCUAAUCCAGUAGGACAAGUGUUAAAUUCCUAUACUUACCACUAAAACACUUGCAUUUCUAUGCAUUUGCAUUGCAUACUGGUUAUAUAUCUUGGAAAAUCACAUGGUGCUGCUGACCUUUUCAUAAAAGGAAAAAUUGCUGUUCUCCCAGGAGGCUGGAUGUUCCUGUCGGACUCGCAUCCGAGGGAAUGUGCUGCUGUAGUACAGUGUGUUCCUCGGUGCUUUACACACAUUGGCCUGGGCUCCUUUUGGUACAGAAGCACUGGAAAGCUCUUUGGAGGUUUUAAGGAGCCUGGCUGUGGAGCCCUGGGCCAUGUGUGUGUUGCCUGAGGGCAGGAGGCCGAGCUGGCGCUGGCAGAGCCCCAGGCACAUGAGCUGCUCCCUGGAGCCACAAAGGCUGAGGCUUCACUCGGCAUUCUGCAUCAUCCAGUAUCUAACAUACGCCGAAUUUUCUGGGAAUUUACUGGGUCUUGGGAACUGUAUCAAAAUGGUGAUUUGAUUCCUGAGGUGAUGCUGUCAGAGGGGGACUGUGUGUGCUUUCAGGACCCUGAGGAGGGUUUGUGCUCACAUCUGUGUUUUGGGGUUGCCGGGUGUGCAGUAUCUGCUGGGGUGACACAGCCCUUCCCCGAGGAGGAGCCGCUUUGGCAGAGCCCUGCAGAUGGAGCUGCGGUCCCAGUUUAGCUGUGUCCAUGCUGGAGACGCUCCUGUCUCAGCCUUCCCACUUUGGGCAACAAGGUGCAGGCCCAGGAGAGCGAGAGCUGGGGUCGGCACAGUGUAGGUGCAGCUGCAAAUGGGGCUGUUCCUGUGCUGGGGAAACAGAAGUUCCACAAUGGGCUUGUGAGGCUGGACUCAGCUGAGUGGGGUUGUACCUCCUGCUGAGAAUGGGAGGCCCAAAGCUCCCCUAGGACUGGAGGUCAGAGAUAGAUCCCAUUCUUCUUCUGGUGUAAUGUCCAUGUGAGCACCCCAAAGUGCAAGUACUGACUGUGCUCUCAGUCUCCACCUAAGAUACAGGGUGAAGGGGAUUUUGCAGGGACCUUGAAGACAAACAUUUAUCCUCACAGUGCUCUCUGCUGAGCCUGUGCUCCUGUAGGGCUGAGACUGCUUUCCAUGGGAGGAACUGACAGACAUAGAGGGACUGCAAUAGGGUGACACAGGACAUCUCUGGGGUCCUGUAUGACUCUCUGUGUGUGGAUUACUGGCCAGCACUCAGUUCCACAAUGUAGGGCCCUAGAUCAAAACAGCUUGAAAGGGAGCUUGUCUGUUAUCUAGCCCAAUUUCCCCAUCCAAGUAAGCAUCAACUUGCCUUACAUCAUUCCUGACAAAUGUUUGCCCAGCCUGACCCAGAGGCUCUCAUUGCUGGUAAGGACUUUAGCACGCAAUCUGUCCUGAUGCUUUGUGGUUCUGUCUGCUAGAAAGUUUUCUUUUGUCAUGGCAGCUCUGCUGUGACUAAAGCUGAGCACUUCUGAGGUGCAGAACAGCUGUCUCUCUCCUUUAGAGCACCUUCUAUGUGGUAGUCUGUUCCUGUAUUUCCUCACAGUCUUCAUUUCUGGGACAAAGAAUUCCAGCACUUCUUUCUGUAGGUGACUUGCACAUCCUUACUUCCCUGCUUGUGAAAUGUGAGGGGGACUCUGUGUGCUUCAGACUUGUUAGUGGCUUGUGCCACUGCUGAGUGGGAUAAUAAAGCUGCUAGAGCUCACCCUGUUAUAGAGCAGUCAUUUCCCAAGUGAAGACCAUGCCAAAACUUGCAUUAACUUUUUAAACUUUUUUUUUUUUUUUGAUUACCAAAAAGUGUAUUUAAGUUUUAAUAAACUACAAUCCUGAUG
Messenger RNA from Serinus canaria (Common canary), 5757 nucleotides. It is a transcript of the gene HEMK1, whose product is annotated as HemK methyltransferase family member 1. Gene Ontology annotation, biological process: protein methylation. The record is from RefSeq and is a predicted model, not a curated record. Gene Ontology annotation, molecular function: protein methyltransferase activity; nucleic acid binding. The coding region runs from base 481 to 1707 and encodes 408 amino acids. Gene Ontology annotation, cellular component: mitochondrion. Lineage: Eukaryota; Metazoa; Chordata; Aves; Passeriformes; Fringillidae. The transcript is spliced from 10 exons.